GCUUAUCGAAGAGCUCCUCACCCCCUUCUAAUUUGGAAGAACGUUGCAACACUCUCCUCAACUCAAGCUCGAAGGUCUCUCUCAAGUAACGUAGAAAGGGACCCUGAUGUUGGAAGAACCGUCGGGUCGACUGACGAUACGGUUCUCGAAGUUUACGACUUCCCCACUGAGAAGCAAUUUGAGGAAGAUCCCGAGUUUGAUUAUGUUUCACAAUCCACCAACGAUUGCAAAUAUCCAUUCAUCAGUGCAACUAGGUCGUCGGAUGGAGUAUUUAGCAUCACGGAAUUAGUCAAAUUUCUUGCUGCUGAGAACGUCUCAAAUGUUGUGGUUAUUAGUUUACCAGAAUAUGCGCACUAUGGAGAGUUCAUGGUUGUCGCAUCCGCAAAAUCCAGGAAACACAUAUCUCAGGUCUCAGAUGUUUUGCGUAGAUUAUUCAAAAUAAAACGCUCUCCCUCUGACCCCAUGCCGUCUCUCGAGGGCCUCAAAGAGCAAUCGGAUUGGGUUGCUGUUGACCUCGGCAAUAUCCUUUUGCACUUGUUCGCGACCCCAGAACUUCGACAGAAGUACGACCUUGAGUCUUUGUGGGGAGCUGGUCCCGAUUUUGACGAGCAGGCCCAAGGCCUGGAUGCCUCCGAAAGAGAGUCCACCUAUUCUUCUCACGCAGAACUCACACAAGCCGAUUGGGAACGCAUUGUCGAGGACAUCAUUCAACAAACAACGUCCCCGUAA
Molecule: messenger RNA, 729 nt
Organism: Mesocestoides corti
Lineage: Eukaryota; Metazoa; Platyhelminthes; Cestoda; Cyclophyllidea; Mesocestoididae
Source: the annotation of a GenBank genome assembly